Linum trigynum is the source of this 5673-nucleotide messenger RNA. The record is from the annotation of a GenBank genome assembly. Lineage: Eukaryota; Viridiplantae; Streptophyta; Magnoliopsida; Malpighiales; Linaceae.
CGGGAGUCCGGUUGCAUACGGACUACCGCUCUUUUUUAGUGUCUUUCUUGUAAUUGUGUUGACCGGCCAUGCCCUGGGGGCUUAUCUUGGAUAAAAAAAACACAUAUACCGAUAAAGAUAUGUAUAAAUCAUACUCCUAUGACGUCUUAUUAAGACCGACAUCAACAAUAUGUCUACCAACACAUAACAUAACUACAGACAAUAAUACUAUUAAAACACAGGGGCAAGCAAAACAAUUCAUUUUAAUGGUACUGAUACUCAACCAAUAUCAAAGCAUGCACAUCCUACAACCAUUAUGCAGACACUCCGCAUCCAACUCAAUUUCAAUAUUGAAUACCAAUCCAUCAAAACAGAUAUACACCAAUACCAAUGUACACACUACCAAUAAAAUGUAGCAUCACUACCAAAACAAUAAGCACCAGAAUACCAUUCAUACCCUUUGUAGUAAUCACCGUAACCGCUCCCUCUUGGAACUCCAAGUUUGUCAAACACCAACUAGUUCAUAUAACUAGAAAGAAAAAAUGUUGAGUUUUUUUUUUUUGUCUAUUUGAUUACCAUGGGAAGAUUAGUUUUGCGUCAUUUAUCCAUAACAAUUUCAACAAGUUUCUCAAAUUAGUUUCUUAUUGAUGCAAUCUUUCAGCGUGAUCUGAAUAAAAUCACCAUAACAUUUAGCCCAUGUUUGGCAAACAAAUAGACAAUGGACUUUCCAUCUUUUUUACACUUUGUAACAUCUCCCGCUGUAGUGUAUACCCGUGGUUAAGAGAGUUGGUAUAAACAAGUCAUUAGCUAAUGAAAGUUUUACGUUGUAGAAUAUUCUUUCACAAUAUUGUGUUCAAAGUGAGAUAUAUUCUCUAAUUGUGUUUUCAAAAAUAAUCCAUUUUAUCAACCAUGCCUUAAAGGGGUUUUCGCAACUGUUUCACCCUAAGAGGUACCCAGGGCAAACAUUAUAAUAAAUGAGGGCUUCGAUUUGGAUUUCUUGUCCGAUCUCUUCGGGAGGCGAGAAAUAUGCGAGGAGGGGGCGGCCCCCGGGAUCUACACUCCGACGCCCAAAUUAGUACGCAUAUAGAUGAUAGUGUAUGUGCAUGUAGAGAGAUGGUUUUAUAGAGAGAGACCUCCAGUGGUGUCUAAAAAUGAGAGGAAGAGAAGGGACCCCCCUGACUUGGAGGGCCUUGGCCUCCUUAUAUAGGAGUCUUGGGCUUCAUUAGUGGGCUUGGACCCGAAUUGAGACGCUUAGCGGUGGACUUGGGCUCAUUAGUGGCGUAUUUGGUUGACGUAUUAGGCGGAUUAAUACACACCCAACAACAACCAACUAUUACAUUUUAACAAUCCUCUCUUAAGAGCAUCCACAUCAAUGGUAUUUGCUCAAUUACAAAUCUUACAUGACACUCAAUAUGCAAUUGCAAAGGGGAUUGCACCAAUGUAGUGGGCAAUUACAAAUAUGCAAGUUUGAAUUAAAUGAAAUUUAAAAUGCAAGCCAAAUAGGAAAAAUAAAAUAUAAUUUUUUUCUCCCUCUUGAUUUAUUUAUUUUAUAAUUAUAAAGUCAUUAAACUCUCAUAUAUGCAAUUGCAAGUGAAUUGCAUUGAUGUAGGAGCAAUGAAAUAAAAGUGAGUUGAAUUACAUUAAUUUUGAAAUGAAAAUAUAAAAAUAAUAUGAAAUUAGUUUUGCAAUUUCAUUGAUGUGGAUGCUGAGCUUCCGCAACCAACCAAUAUUACUUUUGAUUUUAUGGGCAAGUUAGUUCCUUGUUCUUAUAGAUCGGGAGUGGGUUUCUCAUCGUCCUUAUGACAAGUAUUUUAAAAACAUAUUAUUCAUUUUGAAUAAUGAAUACCUCGAUAAUACGAUAAUAGUCAUGUCGUGGUGCAAUCUAUUGCUACCCAUUUGGAUUUGAUAUCUUGAGUGAUAAAUAAAAGGGGUUCCUCUUAUGUAAUACAAAAAGGCCACUAAAACAUCUUCUCAUCUCGCAAGUCAAAUUGGAGUAUGUUGUUGCACAAGGAGUCAUUGCGCUAGGGCUUAAAGCAUAUGUAUUUUGUAUUCAUUGAGCAAAAUAGAUUUUAAUUGGAUAACAUUAACAUAUAUGAAAACAAUAUUGAUGUUGUCAUAAAGCGCUCAUAUUAUCAUUAUGAAUAUACAAAGUAAAGUUGUAAUAGCCAUCCUAUUGCGAAAAUUUCCCCAUUGUUUUUUCUGGAGGAAUUUGAGUCGUGUCUCAAUUCUAGUGUGACGGAUCAUCCUCUCAUACCAGGUAGGGGUGGGCAACGGGACGGGACGGGUACCCAUAUUAGGACUGUACAAUCCCAAGUCCCAUCCGUUUAAAAUAUUACGGGUAAUAUGGGUACCCGUAACCCUUAAAAAACGGGACGGGUACGGGUAUACCCAAAUACAUGUUUCCCGUUGCCCACCCCUAAUACCAGGUAUUGAUCAUCUCUUGUAAAUCUAAGUUGGUCUCAAUACCGAUUUCAAGAACAUAAGGAAUUGAAGAAGCAAACAGAUUAUGGAUAUGGAUUUCAAAUGAAGGGCAAUACAUCGGGAUUGUUUGGAUGGAGUAUUUGUGUGAGUUAUUUGGGUUCAAAUAACUCAAUCUGUCCUCUCAUACCAGGUAUUGAUCAUCUCUUGUAAAUUUAAGGUGGUCUCAAUACCGAUUUCAAGAACAUAAGGAAUUGAAGAAGCAAAGAGGUUAUGGAUCUGGAUUUCAAACGAAGGGCAAUACAUCGGGGUCGUUUGGAUGGAGCAUUCAACUCACACAAAUACUCCAUCCAAACGACCCCGAUGUAUUGCCCUUCGUUUGAAAUCCAGUAUGAGUUAUUUGGACACAAAUAACUUAAGGAGUCGUUUGAAUUGAUUGUUUGAGGGUGUUAUUUGGGCCUAAGUAACAUGUUUGGAUGGAAUAAAAUUGGUGUGUUAUUUGGAGUGUGUUAUUGUGAGAAUAACACAUUUGUGGUGUUUGCCAAAUAAUUGAGGGGGUCAGGUAUUGUCCAAACACCACAUUCUUGUAUUUUUCAUUCCGAUUCUAUCCUCAUUAUUUUAUUGCUAAACCCAUACUACCCUUGCUUUAUCUGCAACACCUUUUCACUUUCCUUCUCCAAAGAAAAACGAGUAUGCUCUUCUGACUUGUCUUUUCGAUACCUCUUUUCUUACUGAAACACAAGCAGCUGAAGCAAAGGGAGCAUAGUCACCGUCUGAUUCUGCGUUCGUCGAUGUUGGCGUAGGCUUAGACAACUCGUUUGGUGGUGCUGCGUUCUACGCAGAAAGCAUCUGAAGUAUCAGGUACGCCUUCUCGUUCUAAGGGAAAAUAGGGUUUGCUCCAAUCGGAACUUCCCCAAUAAAGAUCGAUCCUUCCUUUUUGCUUCUUUGGAGAUUCUGGGUAUUUGUUUCUUCUAUGUAGUUGGCCAAUGAAGUGACCCGAAGUUUGUUCAUCUGCUUUCUCUCCAAUGGAAUUUUGUUUGUUAGCUUGUGAUUGCUUGUCUGGGUAAUUUGUGAAGGCAUUGAACUUGUAUGAAUGAUAUAGCAUAGGGUUGGAUGUUUGGUUCCGUCAAUUGCCUGUGAAUAUGUAACUGAUAAAGUGUCUCUUUAUUUUUCAUAUAAUAGGGAUGACACGCUUACCUACCUUUUCUCCAACACGUAGGUUCAUGUGGUAGCAGCAAUUAGCUCUUUCAUAAACUUGAUUAUGAUUUACGUAAAUUUAGGUAUGGGAUUAGCCGAGCUCAUAGAAACACGAAAAUCUAACCCAAGCGGGUGGGGUUGGGACCCUAUACGCUGCCAUAUAUUGGCUGAUGACAAGUCCUUUGAUGACUAUGUGAAGGUCCAUACACACUGCAAGGGAAUGAACAAAAAACCAUUUCCACAAUUUUGGGCACUCGAGCCAGUGUUUGCCAAAGGUCGUGCUAAACUGCUAAUGGUGAAACUGGGUUCAUCGGGAAUGAUGGAAACUCGUCCUAUACUAGCGCUGAAGGUGAAGAGCCGCAACCAGAAUGCUUUGAGGAGUCUGUCCCUUUUCAUGUCGAGGACUUUAACAAUGACACUACAGAGGAAGUAAUGGCGGAUAUCAUAAAUGAAGGGGUUGAAGCUCGUAACUGCAGCAAGAGGAAGCACUCAUCAAAGCCUAAUUCGACAAAAAAGAAGAAGAAAGGGCAAGCCGAUGAUAGUACCUCUGAAGUUGUAGCUGAGAUGAGAGAGAUGAGGUCACUCAUAGACCGAUCAGCUGAGACGAUUGCUCGCGCUUUGGGUGAGAGCGAGUUGCAAAACACUAUGCGACUCGAUUUGAUGAAGAAUUAAGAGAAGCUCUGUCUUACCAGUUCUCAAAUGGUACUUGCUUGCAGAAGGCUUAACAACAUUCUGGGAGACUUAAAGACCUUCUAUAAUAUGGAAACAGAGGAGGACAAGAUGACCCUUGUGCUUGAUAUUCUGUCUAUGUGAAGAUGUGGUUUGCUUGUCUUAGGAUUAGUGAUGUCUUUGUCCAGUUUGCAAAGAGUCUUUUGCCUAUGUAUCUGUCAUUAUAAAGCACUUGUAAUGACAGUCUUUGCAAACCUAUGACAAGCAUCUAUUUUGUAAAGUGCUAGAUGGUUUAGAAAACAGAAACUUAUGGUAGAUAUGGUGUAAAUGGAAUGGAAAUGCAUAUAUUUAUAUAAAUUGCAGCUUGUGUUUUUCUUUUUUUAGGGAUUGUUGCUUUACUCUGUUGGCGUACGUAUGAAUCUUUCUAGGAUUGUAGCCCCCAGUUUGGCUUACUGUAAAUGAAUGAUGAAUGAAGGUAGAAACAAAAUAUUGAGGAGAAGAUGGAGAAACAGAAGCCAGAACACACUUUUGUUGGGAACUCUCGAUGAACAAGUGUAGGAAGGGAUCAAUUGUGUGCUUUAAUUUUUUACAUCUUUACAAAGGGUAGUUUGGUAUUUUCUAAGUUUGUGUACCAAAUAGCACAUCACAAAAUAACACAUCUCUAAUCCUUCCCAAACAUGAUAUUUGGAACAAAUAUCAUAUACCAAAUAACAAGUAUUUGGCUAUGCGGUAUUUGCUAGGUAUUUGGCCUCAAAUAACAGGUUUUUCAAAUCAUCAAUAACGACCCCUUAAUUGGCAGCAUUUUACGGAAAUGAGUUAUUUGGACAGUGAGUUAUUUACUAUUUGAAAUAACUCAUACCCAUGUGUUAUUUCGAAAUAACUCAUUUUACCACUCUGCUUUUACCAAAUACCACAUGUCAAAUACCACAACUAAACGAAAUACUUUAUUUUAAUUACCACUAAAAUAACAUUGAGAUACCAUAUGAACAAUAAACAAGUUAUUUGACUCUACAAAUAGCAAAUUAACAAUUAACCCAUACAAAUGACACGAAUAAUCUGAUACAAUGCCCCUUUGGGGAAGGAAUCGAUAAUUGGACGGAAAGCGAAAAAUACGAGAAAAUGUGACCAGAAACACUUAACGGGUCGUUUGCUUCAUGGAUUUGAAAAAUGAGGGUUUUGGUAAAACCUGGGUUUUGGAAAACCAUGAAUAUAUGAUGGGUUUGGUGGCAUUAUGGAUUUAAACAAGUCUAUUGUUUACUUGUUGGAUUUGAUUAUGGAUUUUGUUUGAAUAGAUUUGUGGAUAUGAAAUACAAAUUAUCUUGUUACCCUUAUCUAAUUAUAUUUCUAUAUUAUAAUCCAAAAAUUUCAUUAAAAAAAAUCCAACGCAUACAAUGAAAUUUUAAACGCUUU